Messenger RNA from Plasmodium inui San Antonio 1, 948 nucleotides. RefSeq lists its product as hypothetical. The transcript has a single exon. The record is from RefSeq and is a predicted model, not a curated record. NCBI's taxonomy places the organism in Eukaryota, Apicomplexa, Aconoidasida, Haemosporida, Plasmodiidae. The coding region runs from base 1 to 948 and encodes 315 amino acids.
AUGAAAGUUCUGUUCUAUGCCAGUUUGUUCCUGUUGGGCCUCGCCGUCGUGAGCGCCAAGGGGGAGAAAAACAACAUCCUGAACUCCAUGAAAAAUGAUGGAAGAAACAAAGGCAAAGGCCAGAAGGCGGGCGCGAAUGCGACGAUGCAGGAUAUGUUCCACUCUGACGAAAUCGAAAAAAUCAAAGAACUGAUAAAAGAGAACAAGCUGGAUGAAGCCAAUGCGCUAUUUAACCAAAUGAAGAAAACUUACGGUGGAAAUGAAAAAGCUGUCGGAAGUGAACACUACAUGGCGAGUAACAACUAUGGACGAAAUAAAGACGAAAAUAAAUUAACACAAGAUAUUAUGAAUAAUAGUCAGGACUUCUUCAACAAUUUAAUCAGUCCAAGUGAUCUCCAAGAAAUGAUAAAAUUUUAUAUGUACUUGCAAAAUCUUUUAAGUUCCAAAAAUGAAACUUCGGAAAAGAAGAUGGUGAAAACAUUUCUGAGAAAAACAAUCCAAAAAAUGAAAGACAAUGAAAAAAAUGAAGAAAAAAGAUCCAUUGAUGAUAUCAUAAAGGAUACCGAAGGACAUACACAAAUGUUGGAAAAGCUAGCAGAUCUCAUGAAAAUAAAGAAGGAGAAUCUGCAAAAUGAGGAAGUCAAAAAUAAAUUAAAUCAAAUACUCAUUGGUAUGAUGAAGUUCAUCGAUUACACAAACAAUAGCGAUAUUACAAAGGCACUUAUGGACGAAAUUAAAAUUAAGGAAGUUAAAAACGCCGAUGGUACGUCCAAGCCAAAGCUGCAAGUCAACAUGGGAAGCAGUAAGGCUCAUUUGGAGAUGCUGCAAAAGGCCACCAACUUUAUGGGUAUGGACAUUGAUCCCGAGGAGCUUAAAAACCUCACCAUGAACAAUAAGUGGUACGAGAACUUUCUGAACAACCUCCUCAACAGCUCGGACGAGUUAUGA